AUGGUCCGUAACCUGGUCGUUCUGGGCGGCAGCUCGCAUCCUGAGCUGACCGAGACAAUCUGCAACCACCUUGGUGUUCCUCCGGCAAACAUCCUGCUCAGCAAGUUCGCUGUCGGAGAGACGCGUGUCGAGAUCAUGGACUCGGUCAGAGGCAAGGAUGUCUUUAUCAUCCAAUCUGGCGGCGGCAAGGUCAACGACCACUUGAUGGAGUUGCUGAUCACCGUCUCUGCCUGCAAAACCGCCUCGGCCAAGCGCGUCACCGCCGUUCUCCCCUUGUUUCCCUACUCGAGGCAGAGCGACAUUCCUUACAACAAGACCGGCGCUCCUCUCGCCAAGGCUCCUACCCAAUUGAACCGCAAUGGUAACUAUACCUUCGACAGCAGACCCACAACUCCUCUGCCUGGUCAAGCAGAGAGUGCUGGAAUGAAGGGUGGUCCGGACAACUUGCACAAGAAGCUGAUGGACAUGCAAUUGCGUGACAACGGCGACGGUCAGCGUAGUCGCAGUCCCGUCAAGAUGCCUCGCCGCUCUACCAUGGAGUCUGUUACCUCUGAGAAGUCCGACUACUUUGACGACAACUCGCUCACACCUACUGUGACAAAUGGAAGCUCCAAUGGUGACAAGCCUGUGGCUAGAUUCCACAAGGCUCCUCCUCACUUCGAGCCCCAAAGAGGCUACAAGCAAUGGGUUGCACAAGCUGGUACUCUUGUCGCUGACCUUCUUACCUGCGCUGGCGCCGACCACAUCAUCACAAUGGACCUUCACGACCCUCAAUAUCAAGGCUUCUUCGACAUCCCUGUCGACAACUUGUACGGCAAGCAUCUCUUGCGCAAGUACAUCCAGUUCCACAUUCCUCAGUACCAGAACGCCGUCAUCGUCAGUCCGGAUGCUGGCGGUGCCAAACGUGCAACUGCCAUCGCCGAUGCUCUUGGUAUGCCCUUUGCGCUCAUUCACAAGGUAAGGAGACGUGAUCGUAGAGAAGCCCAGGACGGGAGUUUGACCGUAUCGCAGGAGCGUCGCCCGACUCAGAUUACCGACCGCCAGAAUGCGACCAUGAUGCUGGUAGGUGAUGUCGCGGACCGUGUGGCUAUCCUUGUCGACGAUCUUGCCGACACUUCCAACACCAUCACUCGCGCUGCCAAGCUCUUGAAGAAGGAGGGUGCCAACAAGGUCAUCGCGCUCGUCACACAUGGUGUGCUCAGUGGAGACGCCAUCGACCGCAUCAAUGCUAGUGCCAUUGACAAGGUCGUCGUCACCAACAGCGUUGACCAAGAGGAGAACAAGAAGCGUUGCCAGAAGCUGGAGGUUCUCGAAGUAGGAAACGUCUUCGCCGAGGUAAGUUGGGUUGCGCCUUCUCGAGGAGUGGUCAUUCGUGACGUUGCGCGUCGGGGACAGUCCAUUGACAAGCAUUUCAGGCCAUCAGAAGAGUCCACCACGGAGAGAGUAUCAGCGUUCUGUUCCACGACUAGGUGGCUGCUGCGAAUAUUGAAUGAUCUUGCUGGCGUUCGGGGCAUGCCUGGGUGGCACAACUGCAUAGAAGGGGUANCUNCCGCGAGGACAUUGCUGCGAUAUACGAACAGAGAGCAAUUGCAAACUGGCUUCUAG
Molecule: messenger RNA, 1605 nt
Organism: Aureobasidium vineae
Lineage: Eukaryota; Fungi; Ascomycota; Dothideomycetes; Dothideales; Saccotheciaceae
Source: the annotation of a GenBank genome assembly